UUUUUUUUUUUUUUAAAUGUUAUCUUUUUUUCUGAAUGGGAUUUCUUUUACUGUCCCCCUGCCAAAAAGUGAAGGAAACUCUUAAGCGCUUGUUAACUCUUUAGUUACUGUAACUGACCUGUGUUCAUCAUACCCUUAAGAGGCAAACGCUGAUUUUUUUUUUUUUUCUUUACGUCUGUCUGCAAAUGAACAUUUAUACGAAGGGCUCUGUGUGAGAGAGAGCGUUACGAAAACAACAAGCAUAAAUAACACGCAGGGGAAGCGCUUGUUGGGGUUCGCAUGCGGAUAGUUCCUUCCCGCAGAUUUGCGUGUGUUUUUCUCCGAAACUUGUGGGACGGGCCCCUGUCAGUUUUGACGUGUUUGCUGUUUCAGCCUGUCCGUCCAGUAAGAAGCUAUUAUUUAGCAUUCCGACGGCAGAUGCUCGGCUACGGGGCAGCAUUACUCUCCUUUGUUAUCCGGUGACAGAAGAACAAAAUAUCGGCCAGAAUGAUUAAAAUGCCCAGAUCACGUAGGAUUGUGGUAUUGCUGUGUCUGACGGGAGAAUUCCCAAUUCAGAGAGAAUAAAACCUCGUCCGCUCUGGUUACAGCUUCCCCAGGUCCCCGUCCCUCUUCAGAGCCGCCUCCUAAGCUCACUUGGUCCCCAGCUCACACUUUCCCUGCGGCUGGGAAGGAUUAAGGUGAGGAGCACGGAAGUGGAGGCCUUGAAGAUGGCUCACAUCGAACGAAUCGCUUCCACGUUGGAGUCUACCCUGGGACCGAUCCUGUUCCGGACUCCCUGCGCGGCCGUCUGCGAGCGUUGGGAUCUGCUGGUCGCAUCCGUGGCCUCCGGUGUACAUAAGAAUGAGACCCGGACCUCCCAGAAUGAGGUUCCUGCUGAACCCCUAGAGGAGCUGGCCUACAGACGCUCGCUUCGAGUGGCCCUGGACGUUUUGAACGAGAGCACAGGUCUGCCUCAAGAAAGCCCUUCUAGGGAAGAAAGAACCGCUCCGUGUUCACGGGAGAAGCCCAUGGAACUGGCCGCCUUGCUCUGUGACCCUGCCUCUUCCUGCGUCCAGGAGGCUGUGCCGGGCAGGUCUGGACCCGAGAGGAGGGAGCGUGUCCACCCGAGGCCGUCAGGUUCCCCCACUUGUCAAAAGGACCCCAGGUGCAAGGUGGACCACAAGAAGGAGCUCAGGAAAAGCGCAAGCCCACAAGCCUUGGUGGUCCCGCCAGCCAGAGGGGGUUCUCAGGAUGGUCGUGGGUCGAGAACGUGCUGUGCAAGUCGGACAACCCCUCGUAAAAGGGGAAGAAGUGCAGCGCAGGAGCCCGCCGCGGGCCAGAGCGCACCUUCCGUCUCGGAGGGAGACGAUGAAGAAAGCCGCCUGCCAGCCCCCGGCGCACCUCCCACAGUGAAGGAGGAGGGUCCCUGGGCCAAAGGACGAGACCCCAGCUUACCUUUGCCUGGCCCCACCGGGCCCCCAGCCCCAGGGCGCCCGGCCUGCCCGGACGCCCGAGGCCUCCCUGCCAAGCGGCCUCGCCCCGAUAGUGGCCAGAGGCCACCCGCGGCGCGGCUGGAGCCGGGGGCAGUGGCGUCCCCCAGGCAGGGGCCCGGGAAAUGCAGGGCUCUGCCCGGCGCCGCCGGGCUCCACCUGCCUGCCCCCCGGGCGUCCACGGAGGAGACGGGAGAUCUUCGAGUCGUCGCGGAGGAAGCUAAAGCCCGUCCGACUUCGGGAGAGUCCGUGCAGCGUGCGCCCGUCCGUUCCGUUCUGGAGGAGGAGGAGGACGAAGAGGAGCCCCCCCGCAUCCUGUUGUACCACGAACCACGCUCCUUUGAAGUAGGAAUGCUGGUCUGGCUGAAACACCAGAAGUACCCCUUCUGGCCAGCAGUGGUCAAGAGCGUCCGGCGAAGGGAGAAGAAAGCCAGCGUGCUCUUCAUUGAGGGGCACAUGGACCCGAAAGGGAGAGGCAUCACCGUGUCUCUCCGGAGAUUGAAGCACUUUGACUGCAAAGAGAAACAGGAACUUCUGAACGAAGCCAAGGAGGACUUCGACCAGGCCAUCGGCUGGUGCGUCUCCCUGAUCACGGACUACAGGGUCCGGCUCGAGCCGCCUCUGAUGGUGACCGGGCUCCCCCCUGCCCCCUCUGCAGGCUGUGGCUCUUUUGCUGGCUCCUUUCUGGAAUAUUACGCGGCUGAUAUAAGUUACCCUGUCCGCAAGUCCAUCCAGCAGGACGUGUUGGGGACCAGGUUUCCCCAGCUGAGCAAGGGGGACCCUGAGGAGCCUGUGGCGGGGAGCCCUCAGGGAAGGAGGCGGCCUCGCAGGAAGGUCCUCCCCGACCGCUCGCGGGCUGCCCGGGACCGGGCCAACCAGAAGCUGGUGGAGUACAUCGUGAAGGCCAGGGGCGCCGAGGGCCACCUGCGGGCCAUCCUGAGGAACAGGAAGCCGUCCCGGUGGCUGAAGACCUUCCUGAACUCGGGCCAGUACGUGACCUGCGUGGAGACGUACCUGGAGGACGAGGAGCAGCUGGACCUGGUGGUGAAAUACCUCCAGGGCGUCUACCAGGAGACAGGCAGCAGGGCGCUGGCGCGGAUCAACGCCGACAGGAUCCGCUUCGUCCUGGACGUUCUUCUGCCUGAAGCCAUCAUCUGUGCGAUCGCUGCGGUGGACUCCGUGGAUUACGAGACGGCCGAGGCGAAGUACCUCCGAGGACCUUCGCUCAGCUACCGGGAAAAAGAAAUGUUUGAUAACCAGCUCCUGGAAGAAAGGAGUCAGCGGUGCUGACGCUGGAGGGGCUGCUGCGCGGGUCCUGUGGCCGGUGGGUCCGUGCCAUCCUCGUGGGGGCUGGAGUGUGCGUGCUGCUCAGCUGUGGCUUCUGUUUUCCUGGCUUUUUUUGGAAGGUACAGUUCCUGAAAGGUUUUUGAAGCAAAUGUUUUUAUUUUCCUUCAUAUUAUUAUUUGUGACUGUGCUGUAUUGUUUAACGUAAGGUGCACAUUUGUUUUUUUAUGUUAAAAAGCAUUGUAUCCAGUAUUAAAGGGUUUUAAAACAGCC
Molecule: messenger RNA, 3026 nt
Organism: Prionailurus viverrinus (fishing cat)
Lineage: Eukaryota; Metazoa; Chordata; Mammalia; Carnivora; Felidae
Gene: PWWP3A
Product: PWWP domain containing 3A, DNA repair factor
Exons: 13
Coding region: 708-2759 (683 amino acids)
Biological process (GO): chromatin organization; DNA repair
Cellular component (GO): nucleus; cytosol
Molecular function (GO): nucleosome binding
Source: RefSeq, a predicted model, not a curated record